UUCUAAUUCAAAAAACAGAGAAAAAACCCUAUUUUCGUCUCUUUUCCCUCUCUAUCGGUCUCUUGGAUUUCUCAUCAUCCCAAUAAUCAAUCAGUCAACUUUCGUCGUCGUUUGGGUAUUUGGAGCCAUGGCUGCCUGCGCUAGCGUCGUCAAGCUCAACGCCUCAUCUUCCAACUGCAUCACUAAACACUCAUCCGCUCAGUCACAUGGAUCAUCCCACGCGCCGAGUCACCAUCCCGAUCCUCGCCGGGGCUUACACUGAUGAAUUCGUUAAAAGUUAAAACCUCUGUGGCUUAGAAAACAAGGUAGAAAACUUGCUCAUAUGGACAGGGACGAAAACAGCAACAGAUUAACUGUCUCACAGAAUGAUUGGUCCGAAUCCGACCAUGCUCGGAGACCUUCAGUAGCAUUUGAUUGUGUUGUUGCUUCAACCUUGGUGAGUGCAGGCAUCCAGGAGGGUUCUUCUGCAUCACAUCCCAGUGUUUGCUCUAUCAGUGCGACAAGAACUCAGCAAGCGCAAAAGCCGAUGGGAUCAGGUAUCAUGGGAGUAUCCAGUAGUGACAAAUCCAGCUUCUAGUUCUCUUCAACGUAAGGAACUGAAUGUGGAGUCUAGCUCAUUACCCCAGACGAGCACGAGCACAGAGGACAAAGUUGUAUCUGGCUGUACAAAUGAUCAAUAUCAGCUUGAUAAAGUUGAUCUAGCUCAUGAUGUAAAACAGAAUACUGCGGAUGAUGAUGAUGAUGUUCCACCAGGGUUCUCAUCUCCCCUUAUGUCUACUAUGGGAAUGGGAUUAUCACUUGGUCCCUCAAUAGUUUUUGGGCAUCCACAGGAGAAAUUUCUCUCUGGCUUACCUGUUUCAUAUGGAGUUCCUCUGUCCAUCAUACAACAAUUUGGUGCACCUGAAACUGUGGGAAGUUGGGUUGUUGCUCCCGGAAUGCCUUUCCUUCCCUUUCCACCAUUGCCUUCACUUCCUCGUUGUAAGAAAGACUCUUCACCAUCUGAGAACAGACACUGUCUGACGAUUAAUCAACCUGCAGAAGACUUGAGUUCAUCAUAUCUAUCACUUUCAGGUGGACCAAAUCACUUUCUAGCUCAUGAUGUAAAACAGAAUACCGCCACCGAUGACGAUGAUGAUGUUCCACCAGGGUUCUCAUUUCCCCUUAUGCCUACUAUGGGAAUGGGAUUAUCACUUGUUCCCCCAAUGGUUUGUCAUUUUCAUUGUCCUCCUGACACUGCUGUUGGGCAUCCACUGGAGGAAUUUCUCUCUCACUUACCUGUUUCAUAUGGAGUUCCUCUGUCCAUCAUUCAGCAAUUUGGUCCACCCGAAACUGUGAGAAGCUGGGUUGUUGCUCCCGGAAUGCCUUUUCUUCCCUUUCCACCACUGCCCCCCACUUCCUUGUGGUAAGAAAGACUCUUCUUCACCAUCUGAGAACGGGCACUGUCUGUUGAGCUGGUAGCCUGUUAUCAAGCUGUUGGAUAGAUCUAUCACUUUCAAGCUUUGAAGACUUGAGUUCAUGAGAUCUUUAGGGAUUUUUCAAUGUAUAUCGUUGCGGGGUUUCCAUGAUUCAUUUUUGUAAGUUUCAAACUCAAAAGUGGUUGAUCAUUACCAACAAAGUCACCUGACAACUCAAGGCCAGACAUCUUAGACAAAAGUGAAAUUUCAGAUGGAAUCUAACCUUGGAAGAAAGAAGAACUCAAGCGAAGAAAUUUCAACUCCCAAAAUAUUCCCAUGGCAGUGGGAUUUGGAGAGAAACUGAAGUUAUUGUAAUUAAGAUUAAGCGUCUGGAGAUGAACAAGGUGAAAGAGAGUGUUGUUGGAGUGGAUAGAGCCCUAGAGACAAGAACGCUCUAGGUUAAGGCCAAUGACAUGACCAGUCAAAUCGUCGUUGUCAACACCAUCCCAUAUGAGCAGCAAUUGGUACCGUUAGAUCCCCAAGUUGAUGUCUAGUCUGGCAAUGUAUUUGAAAGCUUUGGUUGAAAUGGAUCAAAGCAUUCCUCUCUUUACCACGGCUAAAAGGCUGCACAGAAUUCACAAAAGGAUAAUGAUGAGAGAGUAAAAGGAAAGUACAAAAAGUUUUGAAAACUUC
This is a messenger RNA of Cannabis sativa, 2087 nucleotides long. RefSeq lists its product as uncharacterized. The record is from RefSeq and is a predicted model, not a curated record. Bases 771 to 1406 code for a protein of 211 amino acids. The transcript has 2 exons. Lineage: Eukaryota; Viridiplantae; Streptophyta; Magnoliopsida; Rosales; Cannabaceae.